UCAGAAAGUGUUGUAUUACAGUGUUAGUGAAUUGAUAAUCUCACAACAUGCAGCGUUCCUUGAAGCUUGCCGCAUUCCCAGUUUUAAUGGCCUUGGUGGUUACUGCAGUCAUGGCAAACCCUUAUCGUCGACCAACAAAGGUGACAACCACCUGCUGUAAGUCAGUCUCCCGAGCCUGGAUUCCCUACAACAUCACCGGCUACCGUGAGCAGAAUGCUCUGGAGCCCUGUGUGCUCGCUGUCAUAUUUUAUACUAAAGAAGUUGGGCCAGUGUGUUCUAAUCCUACUGCCCGCUGGGUACAAAAUAAAAUGAAAGUGGUACCAAUGGUCAAUUAACUCAUCCAGCCGGGAAGACAAAAUGUCACUUUGUAUUGUGAUUAAUUAACUGUUGUAUAACCUUCUAUUUUGCUGAAUUGUUACACUGGAAUUGUUGCUCAUAUUUCAAUUGCAUUCUGUGUAUGUAAGUAUUGGUUAGCUGACAUACUGUGUACUGUAGUCAAUGGCUUGUGUUUUUCCAUUAAUUUACAUUAAGUGCAGAUGUAAUCAUUUAAACUUCACAUGCUCAUGGACUAUACUUCUAAAAACGACAGAUCCUCACAAAUCUCAUGGUAAAAAACCCCAAAAAAACAAUGUAGACACUGAUGUCUAUAAAAGUGAUGCCACAUGUAUUUACCCACAAGCAUACACCUUAUUUUUUAAAGCCCUAUCAACAUUAUUGACAGAAUCAAUCAAUGUUUGAAUGAUGAAUGAAUCACAGUUUGGGUUUGGGUUCAAUUUGGAGCUUCGUGAUUACUUUGUAACAUGCUAGAACAAUGUGGUUAUAAAACUGACUCUUUUAUACCCACAGAUAACUAGUCAUUUCACUUUUGAUUUUCAGUCAUUGAGAUAUUUUACCGUAAACCUAAACUACAGUGUUAACUGUUUGCUCCAGCUGCCAACACAUUACUAAUGCAACUGUGUUUUCUUUCACUUAAUUUUGCUUUGCUUUUAACAAUUUAAUGUAUAUCACUGUGUGACAAAGGCCCUUUAUAAAAGCAAUACUGUGAUGUUUUUGUUGUAUUUUGUCUAACUGGUCCAUAACUAUCAAUGACCUCAUUGCUUUUUAUUCUAUGCAAAUAAACGUAU
Polyodon spathula (Mississippi paddlefish) is the source of this 1124-nucleotide messenger RNA. Its product is annotated as eotaxin-like. The transcript has 4 exons. The record is from RefSeq and is a predicted model, not a curated record. Lineage: Eukaryota; Metazoa; Chordata; Actinopteri; Acipenseriformes; Polyodontidae. Gene Ontology annotation, cellular component: extracellular region. The coding region runs from base 48 to 335 and encodes 95 amino acids. Gene Ontology annotation, biological process: positive regulation of GTPase activity; inflammatory response; cellular response to interleukin-1. Gene Ontology annotation, molecular function: CCR chemokine receptor binding; chemokine activity.